CCUCGACCCCGAUUCGAUACCCUUUAUCUCUCCGCCAUUCUCCUCUCUUUCUCUCUCCUCUUUCUGUCUCUCUCUCUCUCUUCUUUUAUUGUUCUUCUUUUCCUUCUUGGUGAAGGCAAUGGUCAUGGCGGAAUGGAAACAGAGGCUCAGCGACUUCAUUUCGGCGCUCGAGGAAGAGCGCCGCAAGAUCCAGAUGUUCUCCCGCGAGCUCCCCCUCUGUUUGCAACUCGUCAACGAAGCGAUUGAUAACUUGGAGCGGCAAGUAACGAGCGAUGAGGUUUUCGGAGAUAAGUCGGUGAUGGAGAAGGGAGCGUCUAAUUGUAAGCAGGAUUGGCUCAGAUCUGCCCAGUUAUGGAGUCCUGCGGCGGCUGAUAAACCGCCGGCUGAAGGGGGCACUUUGAGGAAGCCGGUGGCUGUGAACGCGACGAGGGUUGGCAGAGCCUUUCAGCCAUUUGAGAAAAGCAAAUUGAUGCCGGCGGUCCUGGCGCCUGCAGAGGCACCUGCGGUUAGCUCCACAUUAGGAGGAAAAAGACGGGAUGGUGGUGAAGAUUUGGAGAAGAAGGAGGCGGAGGAGGGUCGGUCUCUGGCUACUGCACAGUCUAAUAGGAAGCAGAGGAGGUGUUGGUCGCCUGCUUUGCAUCGGAAAUUCUUGAAUGCUCUUGAACAGCUAGGAGGCUUCCACUCGGCAACACCGAAGCAGAUCAGGGAGAUGAUGAUGGUGGAUGGCCUCACUAAUGAUGAGGUGAAGUCCCAUUUGCAGAAAUAUCGUCUACAUAUGAGAAGGCCAUUGGUUACAGUUCAGAGCAGCAGCAGCAAUAGCACUCAGAAUCAACCACACUUUGUCUUGGUAGGAAGCAUCUGGGUACCUCCAACGGCAGCAGCUCCUGCUGCAGCUACAGCACAGCAAGCUGAAGGUAGCAGUGCUGCUUUGAAUGGAAUAUACUCUCCUGUUCCAUCUCUGCCUCUUGAAUUUGGAUCGGAGGAAGAGCAACCAAAUAAGAAGCAACAAACAAGUAAGCACCCUUUCAUGUCGUUGCAUUCACAACAAAGGUGCAGCCAAGAUGAUGGAAGUCUUGUAGAUGAUGCGGCUACCAUAUCCAAUUCUUCUAGCACAUCCUUCUCAUCACAGACCACAUCAGUUUAACCUCUUUGUGAGAUCCUUGAAGGAGAGUAUGAUCUUAUGCUUUGUUUUUUUUUCUGUAAAAUUAGAGCUACAUGUAUACCUGUGUUUAUAUUUGCAUGUACCACCAAACUUAUUUGAGAUUAGACUGAAGUCAGAUGUAGAGUUCUAUGCAAUUUUGCAGUUCUAACAUUUAUAUGGAUAUUUAUUUGGGCU
Molecule: messenger RNA, 1336 nt
Organism: Dendrobium catenatum
Lineage: Eukaryota; Viridiplantae; Streptophyta; Magnoliopsida; Asparagales; Orchidaceae
Product: transcription factor NIGT1
Exons: 5
Coding region: 119-1144 (341 amino acids)
Biological process (GO): regulation of DNA-templated transcription
Molecular function (GO): DNA binding; DNA-binding transcription factor activity
Source: RefSeq, a predicted model, not a curated record